AUCAGUCUGAAAGCACAAGAAGGAGCCACGAGCAGCCCAGCUCAGGCCGUGCAGCUCAUCUCUCGCGAGGAUCGACGCCGUUAUCGGAAUUUGUUCAAACAACACGAGAAUUCAUCAUUCACACGUCUUUAAGGCUAAACAAUGUCAGGACAAGAGUUGGAUCAGAUAGUUCAAAUAACAGUAGAAGACUUUGACCAAGAUGGCCGUGCAGAUCUACUGGAAAAUGAAAAUGAAGAUGAUGACGAAAGGCCUCAAAGGAAAAAGAAAAAAUUAAGCGGUAGCCAGGACAACUCAGACAUUAGUUUUCUUAAGAACUAUUUGAUCUCAUUCACCACAUCAGUCAACCAGAGGUUGGAGGGUAUUGAAUCCAAAUUACUGGCACUAGAUGCCACAUGCAAAGCUCUCGGACGCAAGCUGGACUUCUUGGUGCCAGGUGCCAAGAGCCCUAUUCAGGUCCCCAUGGUUGCAGGGUCACCUCAAGGGGCCACUCAGACUUGGAACAAAGUCAGAUGUGUUGUUCCUCAAACUAACGUCAUAGUAAGCAGUGAACCAACAAAAGGUUCAAGCCAAGAAGACACUCCACUUGAAAAUCUACUUAGCAAUACUGUUGCUAAAAAGCGUCAAAACACAAUCUUGGUAAAAGUACCAGGUCCUGAUGAAAGCCAAGAAGAGCAGGAGAGCGGCUCAGAGGCCAGUGACUCUGUUUCUAAUGGUUGUGUCCAAAGCAGCCAAAACGUGACUCUCAUCACUCUCAAUUCUGAAGAGGAUUAUCCUAAUGGUACCUGGCUGGGUGAUGAAAACAAUCCCGAGAUGAGGGUUCGAUGCCCGGUGUCGCCUGCCGAUAUGCUUCAUAUCUCCACAAACUGUCGCACAGCAGAAAAAAUGGCUCUAACACUGCUGGACUAUCUGUUUCAUCGAGAGGUCCAAGCCAUGUCCAACCUGUCGGGUCAAGGCAAACAUGGCAAAAAGCAGCUGGAUCCUCUCAUGAUCUACGGCAUCCGCUGCCACUUAUUCUACAAAUUUGGCAUCUCAGAGUCAGACUGGUAUCGCAUUAAACAAAGCAUUGAUUCAAAGUGUCGUACAGCCUGGAGGCGCAAACAGCGAGGGCAAAGUCUGGCUGUGAAGAGCUUCUCCAAACGUACUCCUCGAUCCUCAGUCUCAGAGACAGAAACGGCACAGAUAGAAACAGCCACUCAACAGACUCUGCAUUACACACUUGCCAACCAGCAGGUUCAGUUCCACCGGAUUGGGGAGGAUGGACAAGUUCAGGUGAUUCCUCAAGGACAGCUACACAUUGCUCAAGUGCCACAAGGAGAGGAGGUGCAGAUCACACAGGACAGUGAGGGAAAUCUACAGAUCCAUCAAGUUCACGUUGGGCAGGAUGGACAGGUGCUGCGGGGGGCUCAGUUGAUCGCAGUGGCCUCAGCUGAUGGAAGCACUACAGCCGUAGAAGGGGCCACCCUCCCCCCAGACAUCCAGGUGCAGUACGUCCAGCUCGCCCCGGUGGCAGAGCAUGCAGCCGCUGUGCAGGCAGCGGAACUGGCCUUGCACGCCGACAUGGAGGUGAAAGAAGCCAUCCAGGGCGCUAUCCAGGGGGAGAACGGAGAGGUCAAAAUGGAGAUAGUUACCACAGUGGCAACCUGAAAGAGAAACUAUGGACUUGUAAAGGUUUAAUUAAAGUACUUUGAGAAGCUAUCAUGUUUAAAUGACUGAAAGACACAACAAUGAAGUAAGAGGUUUAGUUAUUCAGGUAUCGUUUUCCAAAGUGGGGGAAAAACAUAAAGCUUAAGUCAUAUCUCUGGUGGAGUUGUCACCAGAACAGACCCAGCCCACAAAUAGUGCACUGUGGGACCCUCAUCUCUCUACCACUUCAUCACAUCACUCACUUGUGUACUUCAGCUCUGGGAAGUUGUGAGUUUGGCUUCAUUGCUAACCCUGAAAGCCCUUGGAGGGAUUUGCACGCUCUGAAUGCAUCUCCAAUGGGCUGUGCAGAGUUUGUCUCUGUUCUGGAGAAGUGCUGGAUUUGGAACGUAGAAUUAACCGAUUUGAGCACACUGAGUCAAAAUUUGGAUUUAUUUUCCCUUGGGUGGGCAAUAUUAACAAAAUUGAAAUCAGAUAUUUUUGCAGUCCAUGGGAAAGUGCUAAAACUUUAAACUUAACCUUUAAAUGUAUUAUUGUAAAGUAUCAGAAAAAGAAAGGGCAAUAAAAUUACACAAAAAUGUGCAGAAAUACUACUUUAUACUCACAUUUUUAUUGAUAAUCUUAUUUUUUUUUAUUAUUAUUAUUUAUAUUUAAAUUUGGCAUUUCUUCAAAACAAUAUUUAAUAGUUUGAUCUAUUGCCCAUGCCGAUGUUUACGUCCCAUGUCACAAUUUACAUUUUCAACUCUAUUUUGUAGUUUAAAUGAAUAACAAACAGAAAUUAUGAUUAUGCUUCUACUUUGAUACACUGGUUAUGUGUGUGCGUGAGUAGAAAAACUGUAAUUCACCCCCAUAUUUGCCCUUGUAAAAUUCAUGUUAAUAAAACAUGAGUAUGACUGCCAUACAGUUACAUGAUAUUUCACGUUUUUAUAUUUUGAUCUUUCUUUACAGUGAGCUAUGUGCAACAGUGACUUUCAUGACAUUUAUUUUUGUAAAAAAAUACCUAUUUGUUACAGUUGGAAUUUAUAUUUUGUUUUUGAAGUUUUGAUUUAUGUUCAUUUUAAGUAUUUGAAUGUAAAUGUGUUUAAGUAAUUAAAUAACUCUUAUUUU
Messenger RNA from Periophthalmus magnuspinnatus, 2748 nucleotides. RefSeq names its product BTG3 associated nuclear protein (gene banp). The transcript is spliced from 13 exons. Bases 142 to 1644 code for a protein of 500 amino acids. NCBI's taxonomy places the organism in Eukaryota, Metazoa, Chordata, Actinopteri, Gobiiformes, Gobiidae. Gene Ontology annotation, biological process: negative regulation of protein catabolic process; protein localization to nucleus. The record is from RefSeq and is a predicted model, not a curated record. Gene Ontology annotation, molecular function: DNA binding.